Messenger RNA from Hyaloscypha bicolor E, 1641 nucleotides. Its product is annotated as HET-domain-containing protein. The record is from RefSeq and is a predicted model, not a curated record. The transcript has 3 exons. Lineage: Eukaryota; Fungi; Ascomycota; Leotiomycetes; Helotiales; Hyaloscyphaceae. Bases 1 to 1641 code for a protein of 546 amino acids.
AUGGACCCUCGGAUUACCUACAAGAUUUAUUCUGAGUACCCCUGUGCCAUUAAAUCCGUUCAUUUCUUCACCGAAAAUCUAAUGCAACUCGGCGGCUAUUUUGCAGAAUUCGAGAUAUAUGUUGAGCACGACUGCGCUCCAGAGCUGGCAGAACUGGUCGAAGGCAGGCCGAGCUUCGCAACGCCAUACUCGGAUGGUUGUUUUGCCCUGAUAAACACAUGGAUGAGAGAAUGUGCCGAAAGUCAUGAGAGUUACUGCCCUUGUGAAACCGAGGCACCUUUACCCACUAGGGUUCUGGAUAUCAGGAUAGGAGGAGGCGAUAGUCCAAUUUUUUUGAAAGUCGCAAAUCCAAGGGAGGUUGGUGCCUAUGUUACACUCAGCCAUUGUUGGGGACCGAAACCGCACUUUCGCACGACACUCUCCAAUAUCGCAGAUUUCGAGCAGUCGAUCUCACUAGAAGACCUUCCAAGAACUUUUCAAGACGCUAUCCUUGUCGCUAGGAGACUCGGAUUUCGGUUUCUUUGGAUAGACUCCUUGUGUAUUAUCCAAGAUAGCCAUGAAGAUUGGGUCCAGGAAGCAGCUUCAAUGCACCUCUAUUAUAAGAGAUCAGCUUUGACCAUUGCUGUCGAUUGUGCUAGCGGAGACCAUGAAGGAUUUCUUCAUUUAGAAAGGAAAAAUGAUCCCCCACUCGCUAUUUUACCCUCGAGGAGUUGCUUUGAAAUAAAGCCCAAUGAGGAUCCGGACAAUCCCCAUAGGGAGCAAGGGUUUCUCAUCCUAUCCAAUUUUCUAUCGAUUGAUAAGAAAAACUUGGAAACAGGUUAUCGUAAUGCCUUCCAACGGUGGUACAAUAUCCUAGAUGACUACGCCUUUCGUGCUCUUUCGGUCUCAUCGGACAAACUCCCAGCAAUAUCGGGCCUGGCUCAUGAGUUCUCCAACCAGAUACAUUCCACUUAUAAAGCAGGCAUCUGGCUUGAGGAUAUUCAUUGCGGGCUUAUUUGGAGCUACUCCGAACAUGGUAUCAAACCAGAUUCAUAUCGAGCACCUUCCUGGAGCUGGGCUGCUAUGGAUUGCUUUCGGACUGGGAAAUCCGAUUCUCCGAACAAGCUCUAUUUUUGGCUCAGUUCUCGUCUAGAUAAGCAUUCUAUAAUUGCCAAGGCUGAAGUGCUGGAUAUCGAGGUAAUAUUGAAAGAUAACGACCCCUACGGUGCUGUCAUUGGGGGCGAGCUCACUCUCAGGACCUUCUGGGUCAACUGGCCGUGGAAGCGAAUGCGGGGAUCGGAUACGAUGCGGACCCUGCAACCUAUUGUUGCCAAAAGAAUCUACACCAAAUACCUAGUAUACCGGGACCUGGAUUGCAACUUCGAUGAGGUGGCAAAGAAGGAGCCCACUUAUUCCAAUCCUGACUAUUAUCUCGAUGUCAGCCUUGUUCAGGUUAUGCGGGACAGGUCUAGCCACUUCGCGCUUUUACUGAAGCCUGCGAAAGGCGAAGGAAACGAGGGGAAAUUUGUCAGGGUUGGAGUUGCUCAAUUGCCAUGUGAACGAAAAGAGUCUGGACUUGAGCUGACAGAGACUGAAUUUGGGCUGACAGGGACUGGACUUGAGCAAGCAGGUUGGGUGAAACGAGAUGUGACAAUCAUCUAG